Molecule: messenger RNA, 1456 nt
Organism: Apis laboriosa (Himalayan honeybee)
Lineage: Eukaryota; Metazoa; Arthropoda; Insecta; Hymenoptera; Apidae
Exons: 4
Coding region: 237-1427 (396 amino acids)
Source: RefSeq, a predicted model, not a curated record
UUUUUACUGGCUAUUGUUCUUUAAUAAUAGAAAUUCUUUAAUAGAUAUUAUAACGUUACAAAUGUUUGUUAGUAAAUAGAAUAUGGAAGGCUAAAUGUAACGUUUUUCUUUCUGUCUCGAGAUACAAAGAACGGUUAAGUGUUAUAACAUAUAUUGAAACAGCUUCAGAAGGUCAAAAAAAAAAUAUACAUGGAACUGUUUCGACUGUCUUUAGACAGUCAGGAAAAGAUACAAAUAUGGAAUCGACGAACUCUACCAUGGAUUUGGCUUAUAGUUUUUAUAGUGAAAGCUCAAAUUCUUCAAUAAGUUUAAACAAAGCGAUGCUUAUGUCAGUCGAUGAUAAUACGUUAAAUUCUAACAAUAAUAGUUGUUAUCAUUCGUAUGUCGAAGAACAAAAUGAAACGUUAUUUGAACACACCGAUAGCACAAGUUUAAAACCUUUAUCCAAUUUUACGAUUAAUUCGAACUCGGAACAAGAAAAUUCAGAUAAUUUGGAAGAUACACAACAUACAAAUAUCGAAGAAGAGAAUCAUGAAGGAUAUAUCCCAUUAAGAACGUUGUUAAGAAACAUGUUUGAGGAAAUUUUAGGAAAGUAUAAUGGAAUCACAAGACAGUCAAAUGUAAGUUCGAUUAACAGAAGUUCAAACAGUGACAAUUCAAUGGAUAAUUGGGACAAUGCAGAUGAAGUAAAUAAUAAUCUUUUAAUUUGUCAAACACAAAAAUCUAAUAAUAUUGUUAUAACUACUAUCGAUAAUGUAAAAGAUCCUGAUAAAAUUAUUGGUUUAUCUUCACAGCAUAUAUUAGAUUCUAGAAGCAUAAAUACAAUAUUAGAAAAUUCCAAUGAAAGUUCUAGUAAUUCACAGAUAAAUGAUAGUUCUAAAUGGUCUGGAAGAUUAAUAGACAAAUUGAGAAAUUUCACUUCUCACAGAAGAGAAAAAAAAUAUAGAAAUCAUAUAUUUAUUACCAGUGAUAUAAGCAAUGAAAGUAUAUCUUCGAGCAUAUCAGGUGAUGUUAAAAAAGUAACCGAAGAAAUUUUUCAAAAGGCAAAUAAUUUAUCAAUGGAUGAUUCUUUAAAAUUAAAAAGUAAUAAUGCAACACCAAAUAAUGAAAAAGUAAAAUCUCCAAUAAAAAAAAAACGGAGAAGUGUAUCUUUACCGAAAUAUAUGGAAGAUGAAAAUACUGAACGACAAAAUGAGAAAAUAUUAAUUAAUAAUUCACAAAAGAGUUAUACACCACCCUAUAUAAGAAAUAGAUCAAAUUAUAUAAGUACAUCACCGAUUAAACCAGUAAAAUACUUAAGGCAAUAUUUUGCGAAUUUAGAUAAUAAAAAUAAUAAAAAAAAUAUAAAGCGGUCGCCAAAGCUAAAUAAAUAUAUAAGAAGACACAGAAUACCUUAUAUACGUGUAAUACCUGCUACACCAAAAUAAAUUAUGAAUAUAUAUAAGUGGAAUUUAUU